Kwoniella shivajii is the source of this 717-nucleotide messenger RNA. RefSeq lists its product as uncharacterized. The record is from RefSeq and is a predicted model, not a curated record. The transcript has 5 exons. Bases 1 to 717 code for a protein of 238 amino acids. Lineage: Eukaryota; Fungi; Basidiomycota; Tremellomycetes; Tremellales; Cryptococcaceae.
AUGUCCACAACACAAUCGUUCGACGAUACAUCCCCUUAUAUCGCAUACAAGGGCGAUUGGAACCCCCAGCAAAGCACCGAUCCAUUCGUUGCCAAGUACAAAAACGCGACUUUUCACGGUACGACAGAGGAUGGAGAUACAGCUACUAUCGUGUUCGUAGGUACUGAUGUAAUGGUUUUCGGAGCCAAAAGACCCAAUCACGGCUUUUUAUCUGGUUCAAUCGAUGGAGGUGAAAAACAAUACAUGAAUGGAACUGCAAGAGAUCCAGAAUUAUAUCAACAAGUUUUGUUUGAAGCACACAAUCUAGAUAACGCAACACAUACUGUAAUCAUGACGAACGAGCCUUUUUACGAUACUGGCGUUGGUGGUUUAUGGUUCGACAUAGAUUUCUUUUCCGUGAACGGUACACCGAUUGCUUCCGUCUCCGGGACAACUUCUACUGCUCCCAUCAACUCAGUGACCUAUACAGGAGAAGCCACUUUCCAGACUGUUCCUCCAUCUGGUAUUGAUCAACCACAUAUCGGAGGCAGUCCGACUGCCGUCCAAUUGGCAGUGAGCGUAGCGCCUUCCUUAUCAGGAGGACAAAGACCUGUAAACAACCAAGUAGCCUCUUCUAACGAUGCUCACCAGUGCAUAUCGCCCACCAACAUCUUCCCAUCAUUACUAGGAUCUCUAUUUCUGUGUUUGAUGCUUAGCCACUUCAGAAGGCUUUCAUGA